GGCGUACUAUAGAGAAAAUUCACUAGAAGCUCGAUAUCUCCGCAGAAACAAGCCAGGGGCCCGAACGUUUUUUACCAUAGACAUAGCUCACUAUGGGCUACAAAAUGCGCAAAACCCCGACUGAAAAGCGCUCUGGCACUUGGGAAGGUUCCCUGGUUAGUAAUGAUAUUCAUUGUGGAUAUUGAAUAUUUUUAACAUAGUAAUGCAUUUAUAAACAGCUGAUAUUGAACCAAUAGAAAAAUUAGUUUAUUGUAGAUUUAUGACAGAGGUAAAUUCAUUAUAUUGGUUGAUUGAUAUAAAUAUUAUUUUUGUUCUAUUCGACAUAUUUUGAUCUUAAUAUUCAAAUAUUUAUAAAUUAUUUUCGAAAUCUUUUUUUUUUCAUUAUUUAAUUAAUUAAAAUGGGAGUUUUGUCCAAUCCGUUUAUCGACCAUUAUCAAGUAAAUUUUGCUUAUUCUUUUAAUAAGUAAUCUUAUUUUAUACGUUUGUUUAGUAACUUUCAUUGAAUAUCAAGAAGGAGAUAAAAUUGGUUUUGUUUUGGCAUGA
This is a messenger RNA of Rotaria sordida, 543 nucleotides long. The record is from the annotation of a GenBank genome assembly. NCBI's taxonomy places the organism in Eukaryota, Metazoa, Rotifera, Eurotatoria, Philodinida, Philodinidae.